This is a messenger RNA of Rhizoctonia solani, 981 nucleotides long. RefSeq lists its product as uncharacterized. The record is from RefSeq and is a predicted model, not a curated record. Lineage: Eukaryota; Fungi; Basidiomycota; Agaricomycetes; Cantharellales; Ceratobasidiaceae. The transcript is spliced from 6 exons. The coding region runs from base 1 to 981 and encodes 326 amino acids.
AUGAUAUGCUCCGCCAUUCGAGGUCUAGGUAGCUCUAGUACCCCUGAUCCUCCCAACGACGAGGAACGUGGCAACAACCCAGAAAUUGACAUCAAGAAGCCCGAGUCUACAUGGAGUGAUCUUGGCUAUAAUGACAUCUAUAUACUCGCUCUGAACCUGCUUGCGACUUUACCCCAGAAACGUGCCGAAGAGCAGAAAGCUACUUCAAGCCUUAUACCAGUCACGGAAGAAGAGAGGACAUACCUUGUGAAGGGUUUCGUUCUCGAAAAAGCAAUCGCCGACUUGCUCUUAGAACAAAGGGUUUACUUUAUACAUUUCCCAUCUGUCUACUGUUAUGACAAGAAUCACAUCAUAUGUCGCAUUGGAGAAGGGCACAUGUAUCACCAGGUCACAACCAUACAUCCAAAUCCGCCGGGGCUACAAGUUGUGUUUGAUAUCGAAGGGGUGGAGUACUGCUUUGACUAUGCUGGUGUGCUAUGGAGCAAACUUGGGAGUAACUGGUUGAUCGAGACAACUUACCCCGAACUACAUUCCGCGCUGUCUAGAGUAGUCGAAUAUAUCGAAGCUAGUAACCUACACAUUGACCCGGGCCCAAGUUAUGGAUCGCCUAGUGGUGGCCCUAGCCAGAGUACCGUAAGCCAAAGUGAGAUGCAUAGCAUGAGCACAAAUACCUCUGAAGAAGAGAGCCUUCGCCCUCUCGGUCCAAAUCCAGAUCAGCUAGAGAUUGACGAAUGGAUUAACCACAUGAAGCAAUACCGCGCUCUACGAGCCAAAGAAGGGAUCCGUCUGGCCCCUAUUCGUUGCCCAGUAUUGACAUGCGGUAAGAUACAGCGACGCCCUCAGGCACUACGAGCUCAUCUCUAUUUCCAUUUCAGCAUAAAACCGUAUUGGUGUGAUUAUGGUUGCCCUAUCGCAUUUGAAACCGAGGCAAACAAGAACAGACACCUUGAGACUUGUGCUUUUGCACAGGGAUCAAACUAA